This is a messenger RNA of Mercurialis annua (annual mercury), 1091 nucleotides long. Its product is annotated as cytosolic sulfotransferase 15-like. The transcript has a single exon. Lineage: Eukaryota; Viridiplantae; Streptophyta; Magnoliopsida; Malpighiales; Euphorbiaceae. Gene Ontology annotation, biological process: sulfation. The record is from RefSeq and is a predicted model, not a curated record. Gene Ontology annotation, molecular function: sulfotransferase activity. Bases 39 to 983 code for a protein of 314 amino acids. Gene Ontology annotation, cellular component: cytoplasm.
CUUAAAUAGAGCAAUUGAGCAGCAAGGCAUGCACAACAAUGGGUGAUACUGAAGAACUAAUCUCCUCUCUACCCAAAGAAAUAGGGCUGUUGUCAAGCAGCGAAUUAUGUUUCUACCAAAACUUUUGGUGCACAACCAAAUUGCUUCCUCAUGUGAUCUCCUUCCAAAAACACUUUCAAGCUCAACACCAAGAUAUUAUAGUCGCGUCUGUUCCGAAAUGCGGUACAACCUGGUUAAAAGCUCUCACUUUUUCCAUCGUUAAUCGCACUCGUUACGAUUUCUCAACGACCCCGUUGCUUUCUUCGAACCCUCAUCAUCUCGUACCCUUUUUAGAAGUCGAUCUCUUUGCUAAAAAAGACGUUCCCGAUCUCACCACCAUUCGAUCCCCUCGCCUUUUCGCCACCCACAUGCCUUACGCAGCUUUGCCAGAGUCUAUAAAAAGCUCUGGCGCUUCCGUUGUUUACAUUUGUCGUAACCCUUUCGACGCUGUGGUGUCUCUUACGCAUCAUCUCGCUGCGUUCAAGUCAGACAGCGAGGUUCAGACGUUAAUAGAGGAGGCGUUCGAAAAGUAUUUUAACGGAGUCGUUGGAUUCGGACCGUUUUGGGAGCAUGUGUUAGGGUACUGGAAGGAAAGCUUGGAGAAGCCGAAUAAGGUGUUGUUUUUGAAGUACGAGGAUUUGAAGGAAGACAUUGUCGGUGAGGUGAAGAGAAUAGGAGAGUUCAUUGGAUAUCCUUUUUCAGAAGAAGAAGAGAGACGAGGGGUGAUUCAAGAAAUAGCAAAGCUGUGUAGUUUUAGCAAUUUGAAGGAACUUGAAGUGAAUAAGAGUGGUGCAUAUCUAGAGGUUUAUCCUCAUAAUGCUUUCUUUAGGAAAGGUAAUGUAGGUGAUUGGGCUGAUUAUAUAAGUCCGCCAUUGAAGCAACGUUUAGAAAAUCUGAUGCAAGAGAAAUUGGGUGGAUCUGGUUUGUCUUUCAAGCUGUCUUGAUAUAAUCUGCAUGUCUCUUUAUCUCCACCAUGCUUAAACGAUGUCAUAUGUUUAUGUAAUUUUAUACUGCAAAGUCCUUCAUAUUUAUCAUAAAUCACACUUUAGUUU